Messenger RNA from Caenorhabditis elegans, 1838 nucleotides. It is a transcript of the gene ipgm-1, whose product is annotated as 2,3-bisphosphoglycerate-independent phosphoglycerate mutase. NCBI's taxonomy places the organism in Eukaryota, Metazoa, Nematoda, Chromadorea, Rhabditida, Rhabditidae. Gene Ontology annotation, biological process: glucose catabolic process; glycolytic process. Gene Ontology annotation, molecular function: catalytic activity; metal ion binding; manganese ion binding. The coding region runs from base 53 to 1672 and encodes 539 amino acids. The record is from RefSeq and is marked reviewed. Gene Ontology annotation, cellular component: cytoplasm. The transcript has 9 exons.
UUCAAUAAGUCAAUGAAAUAGUGCUUGACAGAAGAGACGGAGAGAAAUAGAGAUGUUCGUAGCCCUGGGCGCUCAAAUUUAUCGGCAAUAUUUCGGACGACGCGGAAUGGCGAUGGCAAAUAACAGUUCGGUGGCCAAUAAGGUCUGUCUCAUCGUUAUUGAUGGAUGGGGAGUUUCUGAAGAUCCUUACGGUAACGCUAUUCUCAACGCACAGACACCAGUUAUGGACAAGCUGUGUUCGGGCAAUUGGGCUCAAAUUGAGGCACAUGGUCUUCAUGUUGGUCUCCCAGAAGGAUUGAUGGGAAAUUCGGAAGUCGGACAUUUGAACAUCGGAGCCGGACGUGUUAUCUAUCAAGACAUUGUUCGUAUUAAUCUGGCAGUCAAGAACAACAAAUUUGUGACUAAUGAGAGCUUGGUGGAUGCUUGCGAUCGUGCUAAAAACGGAAAUGGACGUCUUCAUCUGGCCGGACUUGUUUCUGACGGAGGUGUUCAUUCUCAUAUUGAUCACAUGUUUGCUUUGGUUAAGGCCAUCAAAGAGCUCGGAGUUCCAGAACUUUACCUUCAUUUCUACGGAGAUGGUCGUGAUACUUCUCCAAACAGUGGAGUUGGAUUCCUUGAACAAACCCUCGAGUUCUUGGAGAAAACUACUGGAUAUGGAAAACUAGCUACUGUAGUUGGCCGCUACUAUGCUAUGGAUCGCGAUAACAGAUGGGAGCGUAUCAAUGUUGCAUACGAGGCAAUGAUUGGAGGUGUUGGAGAGACUUCCGAUGAGGCUGGGGUUGUUGAAGUUGUUCGCAAGCGUUACGCUGCUGAUGAAACAGACGAAUUCUUGAAGCCAAUCAUUCUUCAAGGAGAGAAAGGACGUGUUCAAAAUGACGAUACAAUCAUCUUCUUCGACUACCGUGCUGAUCGUAUGCGUGAGAUUUCUGCAGCAAUGGGAAUGGAUCGUUACAAGGAUUGCAAUUCGAAGUUAGCUCAUCCAUCAAAUCUUCAAGUAUAUGGAAUGACUCAAUACAAAGCCGAGUUCCCAUUCAAAUCGCUGUUCCCGCCAGCAUCGAACAAAAAUGUAUUGGCUGAGUGGCUCGCCGAGCAAAAAGUUUCGCAAUUUCAUUGUGCGGAAACCGAAAAAUACGCUCACGUUACAUUUUUCUUCAAUGGAGGACUUGAAAAACAAUUUGAGGGAGAAGAAAGGUGUUUAGUGCCCAGUCCAAAGGUCGCAACUUACGAUCUUCAACCAGAAAUGUCUGCGGCCGGCGUUGCUGACAAAAUGAUUGAACAACUCGAGGCUGGAACUCAUCCAUUCAUUAUGUGCAACUUUGCUCCACCAGAUAUGGUCGGGCAUACGGGAGUCUAUGAAGCUGCUGUCAAGGCCUGUGAAGCUACUGAUAUCGCAAUCGGAAGAAUCUAUGAAGCAACUCAAAAGCACGGAUACUCACUUAUGGUUACUGCUGAUCACGGAAAUGCUGAAAAGAUGAAGGCUCCAGAUGGUGGAAAACACACUGCUCACACAUGUUACCGUGUUCCACUCACUUUGAGCCAUCCAGGAUUCAAAUUUGUCGAUCCAGCCGACCGUCAUCCGGCCCUUUGUGAUGUUGCUCCAACAGUUCUCGCUAUUAUGGGACUCCCUCAACCAGCUGAAAUGACUGGGGUCUCGAUUGUUCAGAAGAUCUAGAUUCAAGUACAAUGAUUUCAAUAUUCAAGUUCUAUGAACUAUAUUUUCUACAGUAUUCUUUUGUCCAAUUUCUUCCCAAUUACCUACUAUUCAAUUCUGUUUAUAGUCUGAAAAUUUUUAUGUAUUUAGAUCCUUAAAUUAGUAUGAAUAAAAUUAUAUUGCACUG